AACAACAACACCUCACACACUUCCUUCGAUCAAAACAAACUUUCCCAUACAACCUUACAUGGAGCACGGCAUUGGGAACGGUGCAAUGAGGUCCUCAAGGGACCAACAAAAAGAAGAGUGGAAUGCCUCGGAAGAAGAAGACGCUAGGAAGGCAAAGUGGUGGUAUUCGUCUUUCCACAAUGUCACAGCUAUGGUGGGUGCCGGCGUGCUAGGGUUACCCUUCGCCAUUGCGCAGCUUGGAUGGGUUCCGGGUCUUAUAAUGAUCAUGGCUUCAUGGCUUCUGACAUUUUACACACUGUGGCUACUUGCUGAGAUGCACGAGAUGGUUCCUGGGGAGAGAUUUGACCGAUACUAUGAUCUGGGGGUGCACGUUCUUGGUCCUAAGAAAGGGCUCUGGUUCGUGAUGCCGCAGCAGUUAACGGUUCAGGUGGCCUCCGCCAUUGUGUACUGUGUGACCGGUGGGAAAUCGCUGAAGAAGUUUUUCGAAAUGCUCUCGGUUCAUGGCAUGAGUGACAUCAGACAAACGUAUUACAUUCUCAUGUUUGUAGUGUUGCAGAUUAUGCUUUCCCAAACCCCUAACUUCCAUAAAUUGAAAGCGGUUUCUUCUCUGGCCGCUGUGAUGUCAAUCUGCUAUUCUAUGGUGGCCUUUGUCAUGUCCAUUAUCGAGGGGUUGCAGGGUCGUCCUAGGAGUUAUUCAGUUCGGUCUCACACAACUGCAGGAAAAACUUUUGAUGCCUUCAAUGCCCUUGGAACCAUAGCUUUUGCCUUUGCCGGUCACAGUGUUGCAUUGGAGAUUCAGGCCACGUUGCCCUCAACAGUAGAGAAACCCUCAAAGAUCCCAAUGUGGCGAGGUGUGGUCUUCGCAUACUGCAUUGUCAUUUUCUGCUAUUUAACAGUUGCAGUUUCUGGAUUCUGGGCAUUUGGAAACGCUGUUGAAGAUGAUGUUCUCAUCACUCUCGAACACCCCUUUUGGCUCAUUGCCAUCGCUAACUUGAUGGUCUUUAUUCAUGUUGUGGGAAGCUUCCAGGUUUUUUCCAUGCCUGUGUUUGAUACAAUAGAGACAAAAGUGGUGGAAAAAUUGAAUUGUAAUCGCUCAGCCAUGCUUCGCCUUGUUUGUCGAACCAUCUUUGUCUGUGUGGUGGGAUUCAUUGGCAUGUGCGUUCCAUUUUUUGGAGGACUAUUAGGGUUUUUUGGAGGACUAGCUUUCACGUCAACGUCAUACAUUAUUCCUUGUGUGUUAUGGCUUGAGGCAACAAAACCUAGAAGAUGGAGUUUCCAUUGGGUGUUAUCAUGGUUGAGCAUCAUUGUUGGACUUAUGAUAGCAUGUCUUGCACCGAUUGGAGGAAUCCGAACAAUUGUGGUUUCCGCAAAGACUUACAAACUAUUUUCCUAAUACAGGAGAAUAUAUGUAUAAUAAUCAUGUUAUGUACCAUUAUUUCCUCUUGG
Vigna unguiculata (cowpea) is the source of this 1446-nucleotide messenger RNA. RefSeq names its product lysine histidine transporter-like 5. The record is from RefSeq and is a predicted model, not a curated record. NCBI's taxonomy places the organism in Eukaryota, Viridiplantae, Streptophyta, Magnoliopsida, Fabales, Fabaceae.